AUGACCGCAUACCCACCGUACAACACCCUUUGGUCACCAGAGACCCCCUCGACCCAGACCAGCACCACCUCCAUGUCGACUCUCCCAAACGGCGCUGCCCCGCCACACCCAAACCUUAGCCCAACUUCCCUCUACGACCCCCGCGACGAAGAGGCAGACGUCGGUGGAUACAACUACCAGCUUCAACCCCUGGCAGGAAGCUCGACCACAAUAGUCCCAGAAUCCUCACCUCGCCCGUCCAUCUCAUUGACACUCCCCCACCAUUCGUCGUCGCCAUCGUCUUGGAGCUCGAUUCCAUACGGAAAGCAGUCGGUAGACCUCUCCAACCCCCUCCUCGCCCCCGGUGCUGCCGAGCAGUGGGCUGUGGAGCAAGACCCGUACCUAGUCACUUUUGCUCCCACCGACCCCCGCCACCCCUGGAACUGGUCGGCUCUCAAGCGAUGGACCAUCCUGCUGGUAGUGUGCUCCGCUGCAGUGUGCGUCACUGUAGCGAGCUCCAUUCAGGCCAGCACCUAUAGCAACCUCGAGGAUGAGUUCGACGUCCCUCGCAUAGAAGCUGUCGCCGGUGUCAGCCUCUACGUCCUCGGAUUUGGUAUCGGAGCUCUGUUCCUGGGACCGCUCAGCGAGUUCUACGGCAGGUCUAUCAUCUAUCUCAUUUCGUUCGCGUUGUUCACCAUCCUCAACAUUCCCAUCGCCACCGCGCAGAGCAUGGGCAUCUUGCUCGUAUUUCGUCUCCUCACCGGCCUGUGCGGCGCUGGUUUCCUUUCGGUCGCCGGUGGAACCGUGUCCGACCUAUUUCGUCCUGGCACAACCGACAUGCCGACGGCCAUCUACACUCUCGCACCCUUGUCCGGCCCAUGCCUGGGUCCGAUCCUCGGAGGUUACCUCAACCAAAACGUCACUUGGCGCGCAACCUUUUAUCUUAUCAUCGGCUGGUCGGGCGUCGAGUGCGUGCUCCUCUGGUUCCUUGUACCCGAAACGUUCCUCCCCAUUGUACUCAAGAAGGAGGCGAGGCGAAAACGCUCCGAGACUGGCGAGGCUGCAUGGCAUUCACCCGCCGAGCGUAGUGACCGCACCGUUGGGGACGUCUUCCCUGGCGCACUGUGGGUACCGAUCAAGAUGAUGCUUGUCGAGAAGAUGGCACUGGCCAUGGACCUCUGGACCGCACUGGUACUGGGUAUCAUCUACCUGUUCUUUAACGCCAUCCCCUUCACCUUUCGCACACUGUACAACUUCACACUGGGUGAAACUGGACUUGCCUUCUUUGCAUUGGGCCUCGGCAUGGUCAUCGGAACUGCGACGCAGCCACUGUUCGUCCGGGGAAUCAAGGACAAAUCCAUCAUCGCAGGCGGCAAGGCUCCACCCGAAGCACGCCUACCCGUGGGCAUGGCGGGUGCCAUCCUCGCACCAUUAGGACUGCUUUGGUUUUCGCUCUCGAGCUUUCAAAAGAUGCCAUGGAUCAUGCCAAUGAUUGGAACUCUAAUCUUUGGCGUCGGAGCAGUCUACAUCUUCACCUGCGUGUUUGGAUUCCUUAUCGCAACGUACCCAAAGAACGCCGCCUCCGCCAUGGCCGGCAACACCUUGCUCCGUUGCGUAUGGGCUGCUGGUUUCCCGCUCUUUGCCACGCCGCUGUACAAGAAUCUCGGCCCAGAGGGAGCCACCGCCUUGCUUGCAGGACUCACUGCACUUCUUGCACCCAUCCCGUGA
Apiotrichum porosum is the source of this 1707-nucleotide messenger RNA. RefSeq lists its product as uncharacterized. Gene Ontology annotation, molecular function: transmembrane transporter activity. Gene Ontology annotation, biological process: transmembrane transport. The coding region runs from base 1 to 1707 and encodes 568 amino acids. The transcript is spliced from 7 exons. NCBI's taxonomy places the organism in Eukaryota, Fungi, Basidiomycota, Tremellomycetes, Trichosporonales, Trichosporonaceae. The record is from RefSeq and is a predicted model, not a curated record.